Messenger RNA from Rosa rugosa (rugosa rose), 528 nucleotides. RefSeq names its product G-type lectin S-receptor-like serine/threonine-protein kinase RKS1. Bases 1 to 528 code for a protein of 175 amino acids. Lineage: Eukaryota; Viridiplantae; Streptophyta; Magnoliopsida; Rosales; Rosaceae. The transcript is spliced from 2 exons. The record is from RefSeq and is a predicted model, not a curated record.
AUGCCACUGUUUCAUACCAACAAAGUUGCAAAUGCCCAGAAAAUGUUCUUCAAAACUCUGCUUCUCUUCUUCCUGUUCCGAUUUUGCGAUUCCAGGGAUACCAUAACAUGGAACAAGGAACAACUGAAGGAUGAUGGUGGAGUUUUAGUGUCCAAACAAAGCAAGUUCGAAUUGGGUUUCUUCAGCCCCGGAAAUUCUAGCUAUCGGUAUGUUGGAAUUUGGUAUUCUUUGGCUAAAGUAUCUGAAAAAACAGUGGUGUGGGUUGCAAACAGGAACAAUCCGAUCAAUGAUACCUCUGGUAUGCUCACAAUAAACAGGUAUGGAGAUCUAGUCCUUUAUGCUCAUAAUAUGGAGAGCACUCCUAUUUGGUCUACUAAUGUGUCGCAGUCUGUCAAAAAUGUUAACACAAGCACUUCAUCUGCACAGCUUUUAGAUACAGGAAAUUUAGGUGUAUUCCAGGCUGAUAAAAAUGAAAUCUUUUUAUGGCAAAGUUUUGAUCAUCCUUUAGAUACUCUAAUUCCAGGCUAA